This is a messenger RNA of Phragmites australis (common reed), 2354 nucleotides long. RefSeq lists its product as uncharacterized. The transcript is spliced from 2 exons. Gene Ontology annotation, biological process: ubiquitin-dependent protein catabolic process. Gene Ontology annotation, molecular function: ubiquitin-like protein conjugating enzyme binding; ubiquitin protein ligase activity; metal ion binding. Gene Ontology annotation, cellular component: endoplasmic reticulum. The record is from RefSeq and is a predicted model, not a curated record. Lineage: Eukaryota; Viridiplantae; Streptophyta; Magnoliopsida; Poales; Poaceae. The coding region runs from base 454 to 2112 and encodes 552 amino acids.
ACAGCACAGUGUUUGGAGGCACCUGCUGAGUCGGCCUGAGCCACCCGGCCGGUGGACUCGUCGGAACCGGCUUCUUUUCACCGGUGGAGGCGGGUGCGCGCUGACGUGGCGGCUGUUCCGGCAACAACAAAACCUCGCGCACCGCGUGCUUCCCGUCCCGUUCCCGUUCCCCUCUCUCUCUCCCACCCCAUUUCUCAAUUCCCCACCCCUUGCCGCUGCCGCCGCCGCCCCACCGCAACCACCUACUCUACCGUAUCCGAAGCCGUCGCCACCGACCGCGGCCACAGCGACGAGCCGUGCCCCCCCGCGCGCGCUCCUUGGGCGGCCCGCGUCUGCGCAGCGCCGCGGCGUGCCAUGGUGAGGUGGAGCUGGGAAAGCGCAAGCUUUUCUGAGGCGGACGGGAGCUGCCUGGGAGGCCUGGGAGCGCGUGGCUAGGAGCGCCUCGCCCACCGGAUGGCCGCUGAUGAUGCCGCGCGGAGCAGCAGACGGAUGGAUCUGAACCUCUACCUUGGCCUCCCCCGCGCCCCGCGCGCUCGCCGCCCCGAUCUCGGCUCAGACCUCGCGCUCGGCACCCCGAUGCUUUCUUCGUCGUCUCCCUCCUCCUCGGCCGCCUCCGCGGACGCGCCGCCGCCGGAGACGGACCCGCUCCACCCGCCCUACUCCCCGUCCCUGGCAGACCUCGUGCGCCCGCCGACCCCGGCGCACGAGCCCUACUACCCGUCCGCUCCCGAGGUGCCCCCGCCUCCGCCCUACGUGCUCCCGCCCCUGCCGGUUCCAGGGGCGAUACCUGUGCUCGCUGAUGAACUUGAGUUUGGUUUCUCCGACGCGCACCUGGGUCUGCUCGGGCGGACAGACCGGCCUUCGUCGUCGACAGCCUCCUCUUCCUUCCGCCCGGAGCGUGCUGAGCGCUACCGCCGCUUGAUGUGCUUGACUGGCCGCCAGUCUCGCUACUUCCGGCCAAGACGUUUCCGGUCAGACCUUCCACCUCUCAGCUCCGAGGCCCCUAGCCUAGAGAUUGAUGAUGCAUCGCUACAACCACCGGAACUGGAAGAACCUGUCCAUGAUACGGUGGAGGAGAACAAGGUGGUUGCCGAUGGUGCCAUUGUGGGUGUCUCGGAUGACGAGGGAACAGACCGUGGCAAGAGUGCUGCGAUGUUCGAGUGUAAUAUCUGCUUUGAAAUGGCUGCCGAGCCGGUCGUCACUUCUUGCGGGCAUCUCUUCUGCUGGCCUUGUUUGUACCAGUGGUUGCAUGUUCACUCCAGUCAUAAGGAGUGCCCUGUCUGCAAAGGGGAGGUGACUGAAGGGAACCUUACUCCUAUCUAUGGGAGAGGGAAUUCAGGUUCAGAUACGGAGAAGAAGGUUGCAGAGGAUGGGAACACAUCUGGCCCCAAGAUUCCACCUAGGCCGCAUGGGAAUCGACUCGAGAGCUUCCGGCAGCAGUUCCACCAUUUGCGACCCAUAUCUAGAAGGCUUGGUGAGGCACAUGGUAUUUUGUCUACGUGGAGGCGCAUUCUUGAUCAGCAGCACCUUAUGAAUAGUGUGAAUAGGUUUGAAGGGCGUCCAGAAUCAACUGUCCAGGAAAUUGCUCAACAUGCAAGCCGUUUGGGCCGAAUUACUACUAGGAUGAGGGCGAGGUUGCAAAGAGAAGCAGAAAACCCUACAUCCAUUGCUUCUUCUACUCCGGACAGUGGACUGCCUGGAAACAACACAUCCAAUCUGCCCAGGCGUGCUUCAAGUCCAUUUUCCUCAGAUGGGAUAGAUAUAUUGCGACGCCUUGCCCUUGCUGACACGGAAGGUUUGGCAACUGCCGUGAGUGACCUCAUGCGAAUAGCCAGGCCAAGCCAAUACGGAGCAUCGACUUCAUCGAACCCACCAAAUCCCGAGCCGGUUGAUGGAACUCAUGUUGCUGCUGCACUGGCUGCAGAUCAAGCUUCUAAUUCUAGCACCAUGGCUGUGAUUCAGGAAGAUGCUGCUUUUGCUGAAAGUGCAGGGGACCCGAGUAACGCAGGCUCUUCAAGAUCCCUGAGGAGGAGUAGAAGAAGCUACGCCAUGGAUUCUUUGGAUGUAGAUGGUGGGGACCUACAUCGGAACAAGAGAAGGCGGCUGAACUAAAGCUAAGACAGUUGAAAUGAAGCUUGCAGGUUGCAGCACUGUUCUAAUUUGCUUGGUAGUGCAGAGUUGGUUACCAGCUUAGUUCCUCCCGACCUGUUUAAUUUAUACUAUCGCUCAAGGCAUGUAUACUGAGGAAUCCUGAGGUUUGUCAUCAGAUGUAUUUUCCUUGACAGUAAAUUGUAUGUGCAGAUCUGUCUGUAUUCAAUGAAAUUGACCUUGAGGUCAUAAAUAACACAUUGACA